Messenger RNA from Choloepus didactylus (southern two-toed sloth), 3567 nucleotides. RefSeq names its product sorting nexin 12 (gene SNX12). Bases 41 to 529 code for a protein of 162 amino acids. Gene Ontology annotation, biological process: endocytic recycling; late endosome to Golgi transport. The record is from RefSeq and is a predicted model, not a curated record. The transcript has 4 exons. NCBI's taxonomy places the organism in Eukaryota, Metazoa, Chordata, Mammalia, Pilosa, Megalonychidae. Gene Ontology annotation, cellular component: retromer complex; early endosome membrane. Gene Ontology annotation, molecular function: phosphatidylinositol-3-phosphate binding.
CCCCCCCCCCCCCCCCGGUCCCAGUCUCUCUUUCGGAAAGAUGUCGGACACGGCAGUAGCUGAUACUCGGCGCCUUAACUCGAAGCCGCAGGACCUGACUGACGCUUACGGACCGCCGAGUAACUUCCUGGAGAUCGACAUCUUUAAUCCACAGACGGUGGGCGUGGGCCGCGCGCGCUUCACCACCUAUGAGGUUCGCAUGCGGACAAACCUACCUAUCUUCAAGCUGAAGGAGUCUUGUGUGCGGCGGCGCUACAGUGAUUUUGAGUGGCUAAAAAAUGAGUUGGAGCGAGAUAGUAAGAUUGUAGUACCACCAUUGCCUGGGAAAGCCUUGAAGCGGCAGCUCCCGUUCCGAGGAGAUGAAGGGAUCUUUGAAGAGUCCUUCAUUGAAGAAAGGAGGCAGGGUCUCGAACAGUUUAUUAACAAAAUUGCUGGGCACCCACUGGCUCAGAAUGAACGCUGCCUACACAUGUUCCUGCAGGAGGAGGCAAUUGACAGAAACUACGUCCCCGGGAAGGUGCGCCAGUAGGAGCCCCUCUCACCACUUGCCCUCUACCUUCCUGCUAAAAUGACAUUGAUUUUUACACUAAGCCUCUCUCUUUGAUCUGAAGAUGGCUGUCCAUCCCCUGGCCUGACAGACUAUCUGGCAUAGUGCUGCUUGGUACCUGACUACACCAUGGGCACUCUGCUAGGAUCCUCUUCUCUGAGGAGAAGUGGGAAACCACUGGCAGAUGCCCAUUUGCUUGGGGAUGGGGGUUGGGGUGGGGGUGGGAUUGGACCGGAAGGCAAUUUGUUGGGCGUUUACCCAUGCCCAAAGGCUAACCUUGGGGUGGGUGGGGGGUCUUGUGCUGGUGAGGCACUUGGAUACAUACUGAUGCUGCAAGUCCAGGGGAUUUUUCUUACUCUUAGGUUUAACCGGGAAUGCUGAGCAGGGAAAAACCCUGCCUUUCCUACCUGCAUGAACUUUUUCUUUUUUGGAAAGUUGAUAGAGACCCAAAAGCUCUCCUUGUUUUCUCUAGGCCUGUGCCCAGUGUUCUCAAUGCUUUCUUUUGCUGCUUUCUCUCUCUCUUAUUGCUUUUCAUGGCAUAAUCCUCCUAGAGUCCAAGUAGUCUAUUGUGUGGAGCAUGGUGUGUGGGUUUUCUGAGCCCAUCAUCAUGGCUGCUUCAGGGUCAGAAGAAAGCCAUAGGGCAGUAGGGGAGCUUCUGAUGCCUAACCCCUCUCUCUUUAUGGCUCCCCACUCUGGCUGCCUGUUCUUUGCUCACCAGUAGGUGAAUUACCAUGGGCCAGCAAUUCUCCCUCCCCAAGCCCUUACUACUUUUUGGGUUAGCUUUGCAGGUUUGGUGGCUUGAGGGAUGAGGGUAGCUCACCACUGCCAGGUAACUCCCUGAAGGGUGGGAGUGGAACAUUUUCUGGGUACCUCCCAGUGGCAGGGAAGGGCAUCACCAUUCUCUUUCUUCCAUUCUCCACCCCCCCCCCCCCAAUCCCAUUUAGUGCUGCCACAGGGCAGAAACACAUGGACAAAUCACAUAGUCUCUGACUUCUCAUAAGCACUUUGAGCUGUUGAAUGAGGCUCAGGGGCAAGAGUUGUCGCUGCCUCCCCUGGCUUGGUCACAGGGUUAUUGAACUGCCUGUACUUGUUUCCUGCAGAACUCCAGCAUUCUCCCCAGAAGUUGAGCGAGGGAUAGCAAUUGGGUAUGGGUUUCCUAAAUCUUAGAGUCCAAAGCAGCUUCCUGAGGCUGGCAACUUUCCUGGGUUUCUGUCUGAGAUUUGUUUGCUGGGACCUGAUAUCUAUCCCAAGUAGUGGUAUGGGAGCAAGUUAACUCUGGUGUCAGGUCAAAGGCAUGAACUCUGCUUAGACUUCUAUCAUGGAAAGAUUGGAGUUCUCCAUACAGGGCCUUGGGGGAAAGGAUUGCUGAUUCUGACAUGACCCUGAUCCAGGGGAUUAGGAUUGAAUUUUUGACAUGGGAUUUGGAGCCCAUCUAAAUGUUGACAUUCCCUGAGACAGAUCGGCUCUCCAGCUGCUGAGCCUGUGCCAGGGGCUGAGCAGCCCCUAGAGAGUCUCUGCUUCCUUUUCCCACCUUGCCAGUGUUGGUGUUGUUGCUGCCUUUUUGAUUUAUAUCCUCUGUUAAAGCCUUUUUUUGUUUGAAGAUUCCUUUUUUUCAUUGUGCACAAGUGCUGAGAGUCUGAGGCCCCAUUUCUGCUGUGUAUAUAUCCUGACCCAGGGCUUUUAUUCAGCAAACUGUUCAUUCUUCUGUCAGACAAUGUCAUAUUCAACUUCUGUUCAUAUUAAACCACUGUGAAGCAAGCUUCUGUUUUCCUGCUUAAGUUGUAAAUUUAGUAUUUUUUAGUGUCAAGGAUAUGUUGGGUAUUGUGCAGAAAUUAAACAACAUGGCCUAUCUUAAGUUUUGCAUUUAAAUUGUAAAAAAAAAAUGCGGAAUCCUAGCUCCCUGUAGCAAUAUUGCCCUAUCCUUCUUGUAACUGACAUUGUCACAGAGGUAAUGCAUCUGCUUGCAGGAAGUAGCAGCAGUAGGCUCAGUGCCCAUGGUUUGGAUCAGAUUUAGCAGAUUUGGUUUUUAAGCUUGUGGGUUUGUUCUAUUUUGGGCAGAAUAUAUUUAUAACAUAUAUCUGUAUACUUAUGCAAUAUAUAUACAAACAUGCAAUACACAUAUACAUCCUCACCUCCCUGACACAUGCACACACACACAUAUAGAGACAUACAAACUGUUUUCCUUCAUAGGUUUGUUACCUCAAUUGAGAUUUUAGGAUUUUUUAUUUGUUUGUUCUUUUCAAGUAUAUUUGAUGCAGACAGAAAGGUGGGUGAAACCUGAGAAAUGUCAGUGGGUGAAUGUUUUCUUCUGACCAGUAUGCUCUGAAAUGUCUUCUUGCACAACGUGGGUUUGGGGAGAGGUUUGGAAUGAGGAGAGGUAGGGGUCUUGUCAUUUGGGAAGUCAAAGUUAGUUUUAAUCACUUAGGUCAGUAUAGAAAGAAGGUGUAGAAAGUGAUGUGGUCAAAACAUUAGGAAAGUAAUGUGACUUAACAGUGAUAUUUGGGUCUAAGUGGAAGAGUGGGGGCUGAAUUGGGGAGGAUAAAAGAUUUUCAUAGUUCAGUAAUGAGAUGACUAAAUAGAGGAGACAGGGAAGAAUAGGUGUUUCUGUGAGGUAAAAGUAAGGAAUAAGGAAAAGGAGGAGUAAAGAGAGAUGCAAAAAUAAUGUUCCAACCUGCAUAGGCAGCAGAAUUAGAAUGAACUAGAGAGUGACUUUAAAAUGCAGCUAUAAAAUAAAAUAUUAACAAAAUUUUGGACAGAUGACAUUCAGUUAACAAGUACUGAUUAAUAACCUUCAGUGUGCCUAUCCCUAUGCUAAGACCUGGGGGUAGAGGGUGGGGAGAGAGUAGGUGGAACAAAUAAAAUAUGACUACAUUCCCUUUUCCCUUUCUUUAUAGAGCUUACGGUUCAGUUAAAGAGAUGUCUAUACAAGACAAGAAAAUGUUAGAGACAAAAUAAGAUAAAAGGUUUAUGAACAUCAAGUUGUUGUUUUAAAUAAACUAUCAGUUCAGAUAAAUUCCCUC